AUGUCGCUGCGCUUCCUGGAACAACCGGUUUAUUCGACCGCGAUUCUGAUGAAGCAGCUUGCGAGCGCUACCUCCUGCGUUUGCGUUCCGACAAAGAACUCAUGGUGUACAGCAACUGCAACCAUAACUGCUACGAAAACGAUCACCUCUACUGACCGCAUCACUGCUACCGAUACUAUCACCAAAACAAAGACAAUCACCUCUACUGACAGCAUCACUGCUACCGAUACUAUCACCAAAACAAAGACAAUCACUGAUACUGAUAGCUUCACUGUUACGGAUACUAUCACCAAAACAAAGACAAUCACUGAUACUGACACUGCUACUGUUACAGACACUAUCACCGCCACAGUGACUGGUACUGGUAUCAUCUGCUGCAACUCUCAAAACUGGCUCGGUAGUGGCUCGCAAGAUGCCUGCCGUCAAUGCCACUCGCCCACUGGAAGCGGGGGUGGUAACGGUAGAAGGUUCAACUCUGCUGCUACAGAAUGGGAUACGCAGUCCCCAUGCGCUUAA
Penicillium lagena is the source of this 516-nucleotide messenger RNA. RefSeq lists its product as uncharacterized. The coding region runs from base 1 to 516 and encodes 171 amino acids. Lineage: Eukaryota; Fungi; Ascomycota; Eurotiomycetes; Eurotiales; Aspergillaceae. The transcript has 2 exons. The record is from RefSeq and is a predicted model, not a curated record.